AUGUUCUCCCUCAGCCAAGGGGACCAUGGCUUCGUCUGGAGGAUGGUGCAUGAAGAGAUGUCAUUUAGAUCAUGUCCAUUGGCUGAGCUGACGAACUUCAACACUGGGGAUGACAUGGCAAAUAGGACAAGUGUGGAAGAGGUCAUCAUUCUUGGCUUCCCAGGCACGUGGCAUUCCUGGGUCUCCCUUGUGGUGGUAUUUGCACUGACGUACUCCCUGACAGUAAUAGGCAAUGCAUCCGUCAUAGCCGUUGUGUGGAUGAACAGCAACCUCUGUACCCCAAUGCACUUUUUCCUCUGGAAUCUCUCCUUUCUGGAGAUGUGGUACACUAUGGGAGUUGUUCCCAAAGCCAUAGGAGUCGUGCUGGGGACUAGCCAAACCAUCUCCUUCAGUGUCUGCAUCCUCCAGUUGUUCUUCCUUCUCUCCCCAGGCUCCACUGAGUGUUUUCUCCUGUCUGUCAUGGCCUGUGACAGCUAUUUAGCUAUAUGCUACCCCUUGAGAUACAGCUCCCUCAUAAGCAGUGUUCUCUCCGCUUGGCUGGUGCUCAGCUCCUGGCAGGAAGGCUUUCUGGCCAUCUCGCUGCUGGCCUUUCUGACAUCCAGGCUGACAUUCUGUGGGCCAGAUGUCAUCAAUCAUUUCCUCUGCGAUAUAGAUUCCUGCCUUGCCCUCUCCUGCCGUGACACAUGACCCAUGGAACUAGCGACCUUCCCUGUCUCCGUAAUUGUUGUGGUGGCCUUCGGUGUGGUAACCCUGGUCUCCUACAUGUACUCCACCUCUUCCAUCCUGAGAAUCCAGUCAGCCCAUGGCAAGAAAAAGGCCUUUUCCAUUUGCUCUGUCCAUCUCAGUGUCGUCACACUCUGGUAUGGCUCCAUCAUGUUCCUGUAUGUCAAGCCAUUGGCCCAGAACUCCCUGGAUCUGAACAAACUCCUGAAUACCUUUAACACAGUUGUAACUGCUUUGUUGAACCCCUUCAUUUACACGCUCACGAACAAAGAAGUGAAGCAAGCUCUAGGGUGGGCUUUCCAGAAGAGGUGA
This is a messenger RNA of Gavia stellata (red-throated loon), 1035 nucleotides long. RefSeq names its product olfactory receptor 6F1-like. The record is from RefSeq and is a predicted model, not a curated record. Gene Ontology annotation, cellular component: membrane. Gene Ontology annotation, molecular function: G protein-coupled receptor activity; olfactory receptor activity. Gene Ontology annotation, biological process: G protein-coupled receptor signaling pathway. Lineage: Eukaryota; Metazoa; Chordata; Aves; Gaviiformes; Gaviidae. The transcript is spliced from 2 exons.